Molecule: messenger RNA, 856 nt
Organism: Saccoglossus kowalevskii
Lineage: Eukaryota; Metazoa; Hemichordata; Enteropneusta; Harrimaniidae
Product: C-type lectin lectoxin-Thr1-like
Source: RefSeq, a predicted model, not a curated record
ACCGCUCAGCUGUGAUUCACUUUGAAAUUACCAAGCACGACAAUAUGCUGCUAUUUGUUACUUUUCUCGCCUUUGCCGGCGCCACAUAUGCUCAACAUCCCUCCGGAAAUCCCAAAGUAUUUGACUAUACAAGUUGUUACUGUUGGAGAUAUGAGGUAUUCUGCAAAACUGAGGAUUCAGACUGGCAAUGGGCUAAGGAUGAGUGUGAAAGCAUGGGCGGUUGGUUAGCAACUAUCGACAAGAAGACGACUCACCAAGAAAUACGAAAACUGAUCCGUGCACAAGCCGACAGUAGGGUUUGCAAUAACUACGGAUUUUGGAUUGGUCUACAUGAUGCUAGUGAUCCAAAAACAUCAAGACAUCAAGGCCAACCUGAGAAGUUUUCGUGGGUGCACGAACAGUGCCACGAUUUUCAGGUCUGGGAAAGUAAUCAACCCAAUGAUAACAAUAAAAAAGACAGUAAUGGACAGAAUUGCGUUCAGUUGUGGCACAGACCAGGUAAAAAAGGUAACUAUGACGAUGAGUAUUGUGGUAAAACUAAGGGAUACAUCUGUCAGUUUGAAGAAGAAUGCCCAUGUAUCAAUCAAGCCGUGGAGUAAGGCGUGCGACAGAAGUAGAUCUUGCGAUGAACAACCCAAACCCAUUCGAUGUUUCCCCAUGCCAAUAGGGCGAAAGAAGUAUCACAGCGUUCAUCUAAUAUAUAAUGCAUGAUUUAGGGAUAUAUUUUCGUAAAGGGAAACUUGAUUCUGGGACAAUUAUACUAUUGACUAAUAUAUUAUAAUACUAUCGAUAUAUAAAACUAUUGCACAUGUUUUUAGGUUGGUUGGAAUAGUAAUAAAAAAAUAUACUGUGAAUA